AUGACCAGUUUCAAAGCCCAGCUGCUAUGGGACAACAUCAUGAGGCAGGACCUCUCUGCUGUCCACAGCAUGCUUGAGAGUGGGCACAUCAACCUGGAGGAAAGAGAUGCGAAUGGUUGCACAUUUUUGAUGGUUGCAAGUGAACAAGGGGCACUAAGUAUUGUCAGAGAGCUGCUACAGGCUGGAGUUGACCCAAAUGCUGUUGAUAAUGACAACUGGAAUGCUUUACUGUGUGCCAGCAAGGAGGGACAUUUGGAGGUGGUCAUGGAACUCUUGGAUAGGAGUGUGGACAUUGAGCAUGCAGACAUGUGUGGAUGGACACCAUUGAUGUGGGCUUGCUAUAAAGGACACACCUAUGUUGCCGGUGAGCUGUUGGACAGGGGGGCUAAUCCAAAUGUCAAAGCUGACCACAACAUGACAUGUCUGGCUUGGGCUGCGGGAAGAGGACACACAGAAAUCGUAAAGAUGCUUAUUGAUAAGGGUGCAAAGGUCAACAUGCCUGAUAAGUAUGGGACUACACCCCUCAUCUGGGCAUGCAGAAAAGGUCACACGGAAAUAGUGGAUGCUCUCAUUGGGGAGGGGGCCAACGUCGAUGUGGCAGGAAUGAAUUCAUGGACACCAUUGCUGGUGGCCACAAAGGGAGGCCACUUUGAUUGUGUACGAUCUGUUCUUAGCCAGGACCCAAAUGUUAAUGCCACAGACAAAGAUGGUUUGACAUCUUUAGCAAUUGCAGCAAGGGAAGGCUACUUUGAGAUUGUGAAUGAUCUUCUGAGCAAGGGAGCCUAUGUCAAUUUAGCUGACAAAAAUGGUGACACGAUUUUAAUUCAUGCUGUAAAGGGUGGUCAUGUGGACAUUGUGAGGGCUUUGUUGAAGAAGUAUGUGGAUGUUGAUGUGCCUGGACAGGAUGGGAAGACAGCCUUAUACACAGCAGUUGAGAAGGGCUACACAGAGAUUGUCCGACUUCUGCUUCAGAGUAACCCAGACCUGGAGCUCGCCACAAAGGAUGAUGAUACUCCUCUACUGAGAGCAGUCCGCAUGAGGAAUGAAGAAUGUGUGCGGUUGUUACUGGAGAAAGGAGCUAAAGUGUCAGCAAGUGAUAAGAGAGGGGACACAGCCUUGCAUAUCGCAAUCCGUGCCAGAAGCAAACGGAUCACAGAGCUCUUGCUUCGGAAUCCCAGACACAGUCGCCUGUUGUACAGACUGAAUAAAGCGGGAGAGUCUCCGUACAGUAUGGAUACUUAUCACCAACGGGGCAUUCUCCCGCAGAUCUACGGGCAUGGUAACCUCAACGCCACCGAUGCAGAAAACCUGCUGGGAUAUGAUAUUUACAGUUCGGCUCUUGCAGACAUUCUCAGUGAACCCUGUCUGAUAACACCGAUAACUAUGGGCCUGUAUGCCAAGUGGGGUAGUGGAAAGUCAUUCCUGCUGGACAAACUAAGAGUGGAGAUGAACUCCUUCACGCAGCAGAACAUCCAGGCAGAGCUGGCAUUCUCAUGGCUGCUGGCCAUCCUUCUGGUGCUGAUGAACUCCGUGAUUGGUGAGGCCAUGGGACUGGCAUUGAGCUGGCAGAUCGGCUUAGGGAUUGGGCUUGGUUUGUUGCCUGUGGAGUAUGGAUUUAUAGGUAUGAUUAUCUUCAUCACCGCGAAGUACGAUUUUGCAGCCAUUAACCGAAUUAGUGCAACCCUGGGCAGGAGGCAGAAGUUACUUACACUACUUCUGAAAAUGCUUUUCUGUAUACCAAAACAUAAGCAGUUGGCGGAUAAGCAGUCUGCAGCUACAUUCUCUGUCAGAUUUCUAUUCUCAGAUUGCACUCGCCUAACUAGUGUUGGAGGUGAAAAAUCUCUGGCGGCUAUGAUUGGAACUCUCUGUGAUGCCGUUGAGAGGGAGUAUGGGAUAUUGAUAGCCAGACUUUUUAGAGUGUUCAAGCCACACCAUGGCAAAACCAGAAACACCCCCUUCAAAUCAGUUUGCUGUAUACCAUAUUUUUUCAUCGUCCUCCUCCUGCUUGCUGGCACUCAAGUGGGCGUUGGUUUGGCCAUUGGCUACGGCCUGGAGGAGAGCAUGGUUGUGGAUGGGGUGUUGAUUGCUUUGGCCAGCAUUGUGGGUCUGGCUGUGGUGGCCAAUAUGUACACCUGGGGUCAAGCUUUGAUGGCGCUAGUGUUCUCCCAGAGAAGACGGGUGACCAGGUCGGCAGAGCAUAUUGAUGAUCUCAAGAUGGACGGGUUCAUGCAGCAUCUGAAAAGAGAGGUGGAUCUUAUGAGCAAGAUGGUGAACUGUAUGGAUAGCUUCACACAAGAUCAGACCAGACUAGUCGUCAUUGUCGAUGGACUGGACAGCUGUGAGCAGGACAAGGUGCUGCAAGUUCUUGAUACGGUGAAGUCUCUGUUUUCUGAUGACGGGGCCCCUUUUAUCACAAUCCUUGCUGUGGAUCCCCACAUAAUUAUCAAAGGCAUAGAACAGAAUCUGCGGACUUCUUUCCAGGACACAAAUGUCAACGGGUUCGAUUACCUGAGAAAUGUGGUUCACCUGCCUUUCUACCUGCAGUCUCAAGGUAUGCGUAUCCAGCAGGCGGAGCCACCGCCAAAUCUUCAUGAGACCGGAGAUGCUUCUCCUGCCAAGACUCAGAGGCAAGACUCAGUUCUUACAAGUGUGAGCAGUGAUACAAGACAGGGCCGGAAAGCCUCCAGAACGUUUGGCUCCACCCACGUCGUCGGGGGUAGUCUGUCUGGGUCGUUGCCUGGCAUGAUAUAUGCCAGUUCCUUCGACUUGUCCAGCACCCUGGCCAAGAACGAUUACUUCAGCGACAUCAAUCCUCGCAGCAUGCGCAGACUCAUGAACAUCGUGGCUGUUACAGCUCGUUUAUUAAGAGCCUAUAAUAUCGACUUCAAAUGGCACAGACUUGCAGCCUGGAUCAACUUGACUGAGCAGUGGCCUUACCGCCUGUCAUGGAUCAUUUAUUUUUUUGAAGAAGCAGAGUUUGUAGAGAACAGUGCUUCUCUGUACUCUCUGUACAAGCGCAUCGCACCCAGGAUCCCGGCCACUAAGGAGCAGGACCCAUUGCUGGAGAUAGACAGAAAUGUCCGUAAGUUAGAAGCUAGCUUGACUUCGAAGUCUGGAAACUUUCCACUGCUGAAUGUAGCAGAUCUGAAGAAGUUUUUACCUUGCACCAUCAACUUGGAUCCUUAUCUGCGGAAACUGAUACGAGAAACCCAACACAACCUGGAACGCCACCAGGCAGAGAUGGCUACACUCGGAGGUGUCUACCCUCCUCCUCCACCACCUCCUGCAUCUGGGAACCUCAUCAGAGAUCAUUCCCAUGAGCGCCAAGGCCUGCUGUCAUCGCCAGGCCGCUACAGCACCAACUUGCACCAGCACCAGCCAUUGAUUUAUGGCAUGUAUGGGCCACAGCCCAUGUAUGGACCACAGCCCAUGAUGCCUUACUCUGGGGGCAUGCCCAACCCUCACUUCAUGCCCACAGUUCUGCAGGCCCAGCAGGCUAUGAUGACCCAGCAGCAGGCAAUGAUGACCCAGCAGCAGGGUGUAAACUUGCCAGUAGCUGUAGGAGGGACAGCAGGUCCGGCGCUGAAACAUCCCAAAGAUUUCUUUACUGAAUAUACUCGACCAGUGAUACUAUCAAAAUGCACGGUGGAGGAUAUCUGCAAUUUAUUGGUGCGGCUGAAAGGUCUGAGUCCCAGCUACAUCAAGCAGUACCAGGCAAGCAUCAGAGAUAAUAACAUAUCAGGUCUUGUUCUAACUAUGUGUGACCUUGCUGAACUGCAACCGGUGAUCAACAUGCGGUUUGGAGACUGGCAGCUGUUCCGCAACGCCAUAAAUUCGUUGAUCAACGCUGAGAGCCAGCAGACAACUUUGCAGGAGGAAAACAUCAGUGACAAGGCAGACACUUCUUUGAAUGUUCAAAACGUUCCCACUUCUCAGUCAAACACAGCGUCUAGUUACAGCGAAGCAUUCUCCUCACCCAGCACACGUAUAAACUGUGGCAGCAGAAGCUUGAGCUUGCAGGAGUCUGGGAGCGUAAGGUAUACACCAGAACUGCGGAAGAUAAGGGAGCGGAAAAUGAGGAGAAACGACAGUAUUGUGGAGCAGCUGACAUAUGAGACAGCCAUCUUGAAAUCAGCAGUGUCUGGGUUUGUGGAGGAGUCUGAAGAUGAGGAAGAGUAUGAGGAAGAUGGACAGACGUCUGUCUUAGAACGUUUGGAUGAACUUGAGGGUGAGAAUGUUGGGGAAGAUGUUGGUAGAAACAGUACACGUGGCAUGUUUAUGAUUGGUGGCGAUAGCCAUCCUUCAAGCCCAGAAAGCAAAGCUCCUUCCCCAAGCAGUGUUGGGGUGACAUUCACAGUCUCUGACAGCCAUGAAGCUUUGAACCCUGUUGGGGAUACUUCAUCCUCCACACCACAGUCAGGAGCACUACCAAAUGUUUAUAGACCACAGCUUACCAGUAGUGGACCCGAACAGACACAGUCCGAAAUAUUAUUGCCACCUGCCCCUCUUGCAAGAAUGUUGCCUUCAAGCUACAAAGAAUUCAAACAGCCUUUGUCUAUGAACGACAUUGCACAGUAUAUAACAGUUCUGGAUGGACCCAAGAAAAGUAAUGGCCCACAAGGUUCAGGAGAGUUUGUUCCAUUGUUGGGCAGCAUACAGCUACAUCCAUCACCCCCUAGUUCAUCUGAGUUUGUACCUGUAUCCAGGUACCCUUCCAGAGCACUAGGCCAACAGCUGAACAUGCAGGUCUCUUCAGAACCAGAUAUUCCUGCAUCUACAUCUUCAGACAUUUCAGCACUGCAGAGCAUGUAUUCUGUCUCUUCAUCUCAUGAUCAGCACUUUCAGCCCUAUCAGCAGUCUGUUACAGCAAGGACUGCCACCUCGGUACCUGACAUAAUUGGCCCCGGUUCUUCAGCUGUAUUGCCGUAUUCCUUCCACGAAACUUCCCCGCAUUUAUCCCGGGCAUUAGCCAUUGACAAAUCAGACUCUGACACCACAUCAGAGGGAGACCAGUCUUCUCCAGCAAAACGACCUCUGCAAGCUAUUUCCACCAGUUUAGAACGGCUAGCCAGGCCCAUCCUUGGACACUUCAGACAGCACUUCCAGCAAGGCUCAGUUGAUGACGCCAGGAGAGGAUCACUCACUGGGCACGUGGUGUCCUUUGAUAGCGAGCCUCUGAUUGAACUGGAGACACGAGUCCCCAGUGAGGAUCUCCCUGAGCAUGAAGAUUUUGUCCAGCACUCUUACAGUACAAUUGUGGAAAUGUCAGCAGCCGCCCAUGACCAUGAGGGUAGUUCUGACUUCCAUCAUGAUUUGGGAGAAGCAUUUGCUAUUAUGGACCAGUUACCAGAUAGCGAGCAUAGCUCUCCCGAUAGGGAAACUAAUGUCUAG
Molecule: messenger RNA, 5391 nt
Organism: Candidula unifasciata
Lineage: Eukaryota; Metazoa; Mollusca; Gastropoda; Stylommatophora; Geomitridae
Source: the annotation of a GenBank genome assembly